GCUGACAGAGGCCCCCAAAGACAGAGGAGGUCAAGCUAUGGCUCCAUCUCCAAUGCACCCAGCCCAGGGCCACAGCAAGUGCCUCCCAGAGAGACCUAUCUGAGUGAGAAGAUCUCCAUUCCACAUGCAGAACCGGGCAAGUUCAGCCUGCGGAAACUAUGGGCUUUCACGGGGCCUGGCUUUCUCAUGAGCAUCGCUUUUCUGGAUCCAGGAAACAUCGAGUCAGAUUUGCAAGCUGGUGCCGCGGCGGAAUUCAAACUGCUCUGGGUGUUGCUAUGGGCCACGGUGUUGGGCUUGCUCUGCCAGCGGCUGGCAGCUCGGCUAGGCGUGGUGACAGGCAAGGACUUGGGCGAGGUCUGCCAUCUCUACUACCCGAAGGUACCCCGCAUCCUCCUCUGGCUGACCAUCGAGCUGGCCAUUGUGGGCUCGGACAUGCAGGAGGUCAUUGGCACAGCUAUUGCAUUCAGUCUGCUCUCAGCUAAACGAAUCCCACUCUGGGGUGGCGUUCUCAUCACCAUCGUGGACACCUUCUUCUUCCUCUUCCUCGAUAAUUAUGGGCUGCGGAAACUGGAAGCCUUUUUUGGAUUCCUCAUUACUAUUAUGGCCUUGACCUUCGGCUAUGAGUAUGUGGUGGCGCGCCCUGCACAGGGAGCACUCCUUCAGGGCCUUUUCCUGCCCUUGUGUCCGGGCUGUGGCCAGCGUGAGCUGCUGCAAGCUGUGGGCAUCGUGGGCGCCAUUAUUAUGCCUCACAACAUCUACCUGCACUCCUCCCUGGUUAAGUCUCGAGAGAUUGACCGAACCCACCGGGCAGACGUCCGAGAAGCUAACAUGUACUUCCUGAUCGAGGCCUGCAUUGCGUUGUCUGUCUCCUUCUUCAUCAACCUGUUCGUCAUGGCUGUCUUUGGACAAGCCUUCUACCACAAAACCAACCAAGACGCGUUCAACAUCUGUGCCAACAGCAGCCUCCACCGCUAUGCCGAGAUCUUCCCUCAGAACAACGGUACCGCGGAUGUGGACAUCUACCGAGGAGGCGUGAUCCUGGGCUGCCUCUUUGGGCCCGCAGCCCUCUACAUCUGGGCGGUGGGUCUGCUGGCUGCGGGGCAGAGCUCCACCAUGACGGGCACCUACGCGGGACAGUUCGUGAUGGAGGGCUUCCUGAGGUUGCGAUGGUCCCGCUUUGCGCGUGUCCUCCUCACCCGCUCCUGCGCCAUCCUGCCCACUGUGCUUGUGGCUGUCUUCCGGGACCUGAGGGACCUGUCAGUCCUCAACGACUUCCUUAACGUGCUGCAGAGCCUGCUGCUCCCCUUUGCUGUACUCCCUAUCCUCACAUUCACCAGCAUGCCCGCCCUCAUGCACGAGUUUGCCAACGGCCGCCUGAGCAAGAUCAUCACUUCAUCCAUCAUGUUCCUGGUCUGUGCUAUCAACCUGUAUUUCGUGGUCACAUACCUGCCGGAUCUCCCCUACCCUGCCUACUUUGGUCUUGUAGCUCUGCUGGCAGUAGCGUACCUGGGACUUACCAUCUACUUGGUCUGGACCUGUUGCAUCGCCCAUGGAGCUGUCUUCCUGGCUCACAGCUCCCACCAGCACUUCCUGUAUGGGCUUCCUGAAGAGGAGCAGAUGGGAAGGGUAUCUGGAUAA
Messenger RNA from Chrysochloris asiatica (Cape golden mole), 1638 nucleotides. It is a transcript of the gene SLC11A1, whose product is annotated as solute carrier family 11 (proton-coupled divalent metal ion transporter), member 1. Gene Ontology annotation, cellular component: plasma membrane. NCBI's taxonomy places the organism in Eukaryota, Metazoa, Chordata, Mammalia, Afrosoricida, Chrysochloridae. Gene Ontology annotation, molecular function: manganese ion transmembrane transporter activity; cadmium ion transmembrane transporter activity; iron ion transmembrane transporter activity. Bases 187 to 1638 code for a protein of 483 amino acids. Gene Ontology annotation, biological process: metal ion transport. The record is from RefSeq and is a predicted model, not a curated record. The transcript is spliced from 14 exons.